Penicillium paradoxum is the source of this 324-nucleotide messenger RNA. RefSeq lists its product as uncharacterized. NCBI's taxonomy places the organism in Eukaryota, Fungi, Ascomycota, Eurotiomycetes, Eurotiales, Aspergillaceae. The record is from RefSeq and is a predicted model, not a curated record. Bases 1 to 324 code for a protein of 107 amino acids. The transcript has 3 exons.
AUGAUUGUUGGCACGAAGAUCCUUCUCCCCCUGCGCGGACGCGUCGGCAUUCGGUCCUUCUCGUCAUCCCGCGUUCGUUGGGAGUCCGCCGCGCCGUUGCCAUCUAGCAAGCCUGUUGGAGCUUUCCGAGGAGGUGUCUUCGGCUUCCUGGCUGGGUCUGUCGCCGCCAGCGCGUCGGUUUACUUUUACAUCCUAGCAGAAUACCGACUCGCCAAUGAAAUGCUCUCUGAUGACAUUGCGGCACUUCAAACAGCCACUAUCAAGCUCCAGUCCUACAUCACAGAAUUGGAGUCCAAGGUUAACCAGCUGAACAAAAAGAAAUAA